CGCUUUUUUGCAUCGUAAAAUUGAUAACGGCAGAAUUUGAAUGUUUUGCCAAUGCACGUGUUAAAACAGUCGCAGUUUAUGGAAAUUAUCUAAUAUUCAAAGAAUUUUCGGUGUUUGAAAUUGGAAAUGCAAGUUUUUAAGACACGUAUAUAUUACAUGGAAAAAAGAAACGAAGAAAAUUUCCUUCGUUGAUUCCAUUAUGGGGUUGUUCCAAACAAUUUAAAGAUGCCUGAACUGACCAUUUUAUUUUUCUCAUAUUUACUUCAUGCAACAACAAGAAUCGUACAAGCAUCUAGCAGGUAUCCGCCCCUAUGAACAAUUUUACCUGUAUCUUUUGCUUGUGUUUGUUUUUUUUUUUUCGUUUCCGAUUUGAAGAACUGCACUUGGACCAUUGUUCCGGAUCGAUGAAUGAAUGCUAAACAAAGACGUUGUAGGUUUUUUAAGCCAAUUGGCUUAAACGAAAUUUAUACGGAUUUUUGGUUCUCACGCCAAGUGUCAUUUAUUGCAAUGCACACACAAACACACAGCUAAUUGCUGGCCAACAAAGAGAGAGAAAAAAAACACACACGCACGUCUGGCCAAUAUAUGACACAAACAAGCAAACAUUUCGGAAUAUUGAAUUUUUUGGCAGGUUAUCAUCUUAAGGCACUAUGAUCGUUUAGUUUAGUUUGUGAUCAGGUGCGUGCCAGAACGUGUGCAAUUGCAAAUUUCGAAAACAUCACGCAAUUUUUUAUUCUUAAAGUCAUCAAAAAAUGAAGACAGUUUGUAAUAAAAGUAAUAAAAUAAACAAAAUGCUAGAUCCAAAAUUGGUUUUGGCGAUGAAGGAAAAAAGCAAGAAUGCGGCUCGCACACGACGCGAAAAGGAAAAUGCAGAAUUUGGUGAAUUGGGAAAAUUGCUACCACUUCCUACCGUUAUUACACAGCAAUUAGACAAAGCUUCAGUGAUCCGGCUAACAACAUCAUACCUUAAAAUGCGUCAAGUUUUCCCCGAUGGUCUUGGCGAAGCAUGGGGCUCAAAAGAGAUGCCAUCAAAUACUCGAGUGCCUACAAUCAAAGAACUUGGCUCAAAUUUGCUACAAACAUUGGACGGUUUUAUAUUUGUCGUUGCACCAGACGGUAAAAUAAUGUACAUCUCGGAAACGGCAUCCACACAUCUUGGUUUGGCACAAGUUGAACUAACCGGAAAUUCCAUAUACGAUUACAUUCACAAUUACGAUCAAGAUGAAAUGGCACGUGUUUUAUCAUUGCAUCCAAAUGGCUAUGCGUCAAGUGCCUUUGAUCCAAACGAAUCGAAAAGUACAAAUCCAACAUUUAACACAGCUACAUUGAACAACAGUCAAGCCUCACCGAACCAUAUGAAUCAAAAUUUCCAUCAUCAUCCGCAUCACCAUUACUCGCACAUCACGCAACAUCAACUACAACAACAGCCAAUCCAAACGCAAACCGUUGAAAUCGAACGCACAUUUUUCUUGCGAAUGAAAUGCGUUCUUGCCAAACGAAAUGCCGGCCUCACCACACAAGGAUACAAGGUGAUCCAUUGUGCUGGUUACUUGAAAGCGAGAGUUUUUCAGAUGGACAAUGGGUAUGGCGAGGGUCAUAAUUGUGUACAGAAUUUAGGAUUGGUUGCCGUCGGUCAUUCGUUGCCAUCGUCGUCAAUCACCGAAAUCAAACUAAAUCUCAAUAUGUUUAUGUUUCGUGCGAGCAUGGAAUUGAAGUUGAUAUUUUUAGACGAUCGUGUGUCGCAGCUCACCGAAUUUAGCCCACAAGAGUUGAUUGAAAAAACUUUGUAUCAGUAUAUUCACGCAGCCGACGUUCAACAUAUACGAGAUUCUCAUUUAAUACUUAUGUACAAAGGCCAGGUCACCACGAGAUAUUAUCGCUUCUUAACAAAAUCCGGCGGUUGGAUUUGGAUGCAGUCAUAUGCGACAGUCGUACAAAAUUCACGAUCCUCUAGGCCACUCUGUAUAGUAAGCGUUAACUAUGUUCUAAGUAAUAAAGAAGUCAAAGAUUUAGUAUUGAGUGAAGUGCAGAUGAAUUCAAAAUCGCCGUCAUGUACAGAUACUUUGGGUUCAACAAGUUCGAGUCAAGCAGCCACCAUUCCAUCUCCAUCAUCGGCAAUAGCACCAUUAUCAAAUGAUUCCCUGUCCAAUCACCAUCAACACACCCAUCAACAUCAUCAUGGUCGUUCGGCGUCAGUGCCAGCCGGCCAACAUCAUAUGCAACCGGCUCAAUUCCAGCACAUCGAACCACACAUUCAACAACCAACGGUCCAACCAUCACAUUUGCCACACCGUCAAGACCUCCCAGUUCAAUCGAAUAAACUUGAAAAUCAAACGAUGCAAAUGUCCGGCAAUUAUUCAUCCACAAUGGAUCAUUUCGAGCACCAACAGUCAUAUGGUAGCCAAUACAAUUCACCGACCACUGUCAUCCAUCCAACGAUGAACAAUCAACCGAAUGUUGAUUACACAGAGCAAAAUUAUUACAGUGGUUUCUAUGCAAAUUAUAAUGAUCAACUGAGGCCUUAUUCGGCUAGUUCGAAUAGUUGCAGUAGCAGUAAUUCAGAUGCAGAUUCACAAAUGACAUCACACCAACAUCAACAUCAUCAGCAUAAUUUACCGCACAAUAACAAUCAAGAUCAUUCACAACAGCAGCAACAGCAGCCGCAGCAUCAACAACGCCAUUCAAUGCAUCAUCAAAAUAGUCAAGUGCUGAUUUCAACAAACACGCAUAACAACAGCUCUCAUUUGGAUUCAGCCAAUUUGUCGCCGCCUGAAUAUGUUGAUUGUAUGGAUAUGGAUCAACGAGCCGCACACCAUUCAUUCGAAGUAAAUUGCUUUGGGGGCAUCGGAAAUGUAGGCAUACAUCAUUUGGCUGACGAUCUUCAUGCGAAUUACAUGCAAACCAAUCAAAAUGUCAACAGCUCGAACGGCAGCAUUCUACUGAAUGGAAAUGCAAGCUCAGGCGGUAGCGUUUUAUUUAAUGGCAACAAUUUAUCCGGUGCACAAGAUUCCAUUCAAUACACCAGUGUUAUUGUCGAUUCAAACAACUAUCACAUGCCAAACGAUCAAUAUGUACAUUAGGUUUUAUGUUUUAGAAAACGAUUUUUAGUUUGUAUUUAAGUAUACCAAUUCCCCAAGUGACAAAAAUAUCUCUUCCUUUUUUCGGUAUCGGCGGCGACAGGCAAUGAACGAUUUCUUUAUUGCUUAUGUCUUUUCAAAGAAAUGACUUUCUCCCCAUUCAAUAUGCCGCAACCGUCAUUUAUUUAAUCCUCGAAUUAUAGUUCCAGUUUAAGAGAAAAACCCACACACAUUUACUUCGUAGCUCUUAUUUAGUCAUUAAGCUAGGAUAACCGACAAAUCAAAAUUAUUUUAAAGAAAAUAAAAAAAAGAUAAAGAGAAAAUAGAAUGAUUUCACUUAAAAUGGCAAAAAAUAUGUAAAUUUUUUCAUUGUAUAUGGUAAAUAAAUAAUAGGAUUAAUCUUGACUCUGGAAGUAAGUUACACAAUGUAAUGUCACACAUGAAUUUUUAAAAAAACCAACAAGCUAAAAUAGUAUUUAUUUAAAUGAAAGGCAAGAAACCAAAACAAAAAUAGAAAUACGACAUCAAAAAAAGAAAUA
Messenger RNA from Contarinia nasturtii (swede midge), 3616 nucleotides. RefSeq names its product protein single-minded (gene sim). NCBI's taxonomy places the organism in Eukaryota, Metazoa, Arthropoda, Insecta, Diptera, Cecidomyiidae. The coding region runs from base 753 to 3080 and encodes 775 amino acids. Gene Ontology annotation, biological process: regulation of transcription by RNA polymerase II. Gene Ontology annotation, cellular component: cytoplasm; nucleus; transcription regulator complex. The record is from RefSeq and is a predicted model, not a curated record. Gene Ontology annotation, molecular function: RNA polymerase II transcription regulatory region sequence-specific DNA binding; DNA-binding transcription factor activity, RNA polymerase II-specific; protein dimerization activity. The transcript has 8 exons.